UGGUUCGAAUACUUUAAACGCGAACGUGUACGUGCGCGCACCCGUAUUCUUUGUGUGUCAGCGUAGAGAAGCGCCAAAAGAGUGACCAUGGCUGAUGAAAAACCAAAGGAAUCGGUCAAGACAGAAAGCAACGAACACAUAAACCUGAAGGUAGCAGGUCAGGAUGGAUCUAUAGUGCAAUUCAAGAUCAAAAGACAUACGGCGCUCAUCAAACUCAUGAAGGCCUACUGCGACAGACAGGGACUUGCAAUGCGGCAAAUCCGUUUCAGGUUUGAUGGACAGCCAAUAAAUGAGAACGACACACCGUCACAGUUGGAGAUGGAAGAUGAAGAUACAAUUGACGUGUUUCAGCAACAGACUGGAGGCCUCAUUUUAUGAAGCGCAUGCUUCUUCAUUUUCCUCCUAAACACAAUCAACCUUGCCGGCCUCAACCAAACGGGGGCCGCUCCUUUGCAACUUGUUCUUUUGUCUUAACCGGUUUCCAAGCAGUAGAAGUUGUAAUUUAUCUGCACUGCACACAACUGCUGUACAGUAUUUCCUUUUUUGCCCUUGUUACUGUUCUGUUUAUGUACAUAAACCACACCCAGGUUUUGUUUGUUCAUGCUGUAUUGUGGAAGAAGUUAAGGACUUCUUCUGUGGCAGACCACUAGGACUGGUGAUGGAGGGGGAAUUAAUACAACAGACUUUACUGAACAAAUGUUGUUGGGCUAGGCUUGAUAAGUGUCCAGAAUAUCUGUUCUUAAACUGUAUUUUAGCCCUUAGGCAACGGUAUACUCAGUUUGGGAAUGUGGCUGCAUUGUCAUUUGUUCUCUUCAGAAAACACAUUUGAUUUUAUACAAUUUUAUAUAUUAGUGGACGUGUAAGGAAAUGUUUCAUUCAUUGUUUGACUCAGCCAUGCUUCAUAUUUUGGAAACCCUGACAUGAUGAGACAUCCCAGGAAUUAUUAUUUUUUAAUCCACUGAUUAAUUUUUAAAUGUUGAGCUAUUUUCCUUCCAUAACGUGUCUUAUCUCUGAAACAAAAUGGAAACAAAAGAUCCCCAAAAACACAUGUAUGUUUUUAUUUGACUUUGUUUGUGUGAUUUCUCCUAAAUUCACCAAAAGUUAGCAAUAGAUAGUCUCAUUUGUAUAUUUUAACAUUAAAAGUCCAAAUUCUGUUUGCCCUGUUCACCUGUGAUGUCUUUAAAAUGUAUGGAAUGUUUAAAGGCAGUUUUGUUUAAAUUUAGUUUUUUCUCAUACAGUGAGCCAUAAAUCUAUUUGCAUACACCAAAGUUACCACCUUCAUUCUCUAUUCUGAACGUUUUCAUAAGAGAGGUUUCUUCAUAGUUAAUUCAUAGCCUAAUUUUAUAGAACUUUGUAUUACUUAAAACAUGGUAACGAGUGCUUUCUUAUGGCUAUUGACAGUAUUUUCUGAUUUAUAAAGUGAUACAAAGAGAUAUACAACAUCUCUGUAAAAACCUUUGACUAACGCAUCAACAAAAUGAAAGAAUUUUGAACCUUGCUGUAUCCAAUGUUCAGAUUUCUAUUCUUUGUAUGCAAAUUAGCACCGAUUUAUAAAGAUAAUGCCUCAUUUGCGUAUUUAAAAUAUUUUUUCAGAAAUUUGUAAUACAAAUAAAUGAUUGCCUUAAUAUAAAUAAUCAAAAGGGAAAUGUAUGAUGAUAUAGAUACGUUUAACAGGUAUACUUUAUUCACCUGGGGUGUUUCCCCUUAAAUAAAGUGUCAUCUGUAUUGUCUGUAUGAAGAUGCUUGUUAAAAUAAAGUGAUGGUCUUUUUUAAACGUUCA
Pseudoliparis swirei is the source of this 1780-nucleotide messenger RNA. Its product is annotated as small ubiquitin-related modifier 2-like. Gene Ontology annotation, biological process: protein sumoylation. The record is from RefSeq and is a predicted model, not a curated record. The transcript has 4 exons. Gene Ontology annotation, molecular function: protein tag activity; ubiquitin-like protein ligase binding. The coding region runs from base 88 to 378 and encodes 96 amino acids. Lineage: Eukaryota; Metazoa; Chordata; Actinopteri; Perciformes; Liparidae. Gene Ontology annotation, cellular component: nucleus.